Messenger RNA from Onychomys torridus (southern grasshopper mouse), 2037 nucleotides. It is a transcript of the gene Naa50, whose product is annotated as N-alpha-acetyltransferase 50, NatE catalytic subunit. Bases 315 to 824 code for a protein of 169 amino acids. The transcript has 5 exons. NCBI's taxonomy places the organism in Eukaryota, Metazoa, Chordata, Mammalia, Rodentia, Cricetidae. Gene Ontology annotation, molecular function: acyltransferase activity, transferring groups other than amino-acyl groups. Gene Ontology annotation, biological process: mitotic sister chromatid cohesion. The record is from RefSeq and is a predicted model, not a curated record. Gene Ontology annotation, cellular component: NatA complex.
GGGGCGGGGGUGAAAGGUCAGAGCGCGGCGGCGGGUCUGGCUGGCGGCAGCUGCGGGCGGGAGCGGAGUGUCCCGUGUGCACGUGUGGCGGAGCGGCGGCAGCAGCGCGGCGGCGGCAGGUCUUCCCGCCUCUCCCCGGAGCUCCAGGGCCCGGCUCGGCUUUCGUGGCCUCCCCGGCUCCUCAGCGCCCUUCCCUCGGCCAAGAGGCCGGCGUGUGGGGUCGAGUGGCCUGAGCUCAGGGCGCGGAGAGCUCCAGGCGGCGAGGACGACGGCGUUGGUCGCGGCUGUAACGACGGCCUCAGCAGGCGGGGAAGAUGAAAGGUAGCCGGAUCGAGCUGGGGGAUGUGACACCACACAAUAUUAAACAGUUGAAGAGAUUGAACCAGGUCAUCUUUCCAGUCAGCUACAAUGAUAAAUUCUACAAGGAUGUGCUAGAAGUUGGCGAGCUAGCAAAACUUGCAUAUUUCAAUGAUAUAGCUGUAGGUGCAGUAUGCUGCAGAGUGGACCAUUCACAGAAUCAAAAGAGACUUUACAUCAUGACACUAGGAUGCCUUGCACCUUACCGAAGACUAGGAAUAGGAACUAAAAUGCUAAAUCAUGUCCUAAACAUCUGUGAGAAAGAUGGCACUUUUGACAACAUCUAUCUGCAUGUCCAGAUCAGCAAUGAGUCAGCGAUUGACUUCUACAGGAAGUUUGGCUUUGAGAUUAUUGAGACAAAGAAGAACUACUAUAAGAGGAUAGAGCCUGCAGAUGCUCAUGUGCUUCAGAAAAACCUCAAAGUCCCAUCUGGUCAGAAUGCAGAGACACAAAAGACAGACAACUGAACAAAUUACAAAUGAACUUUCUUGCACUUGCUUGUCGCCAAAUAAAGAAAGACCCAUUGGUUCCCCUCCCCCUUUUCUUCAGCUUUCCUCCCUUGUUAUUCCUCCUUUCUUUCCUCUUCAAGUUUUUAAUACUUUCAAGGACUCUUAAAAAUGAUCAUGUUUGGAUUGUUUUAGUUCUCUUAUUUUUGUGAGGUGGUUGGGUUGAAGGAAGGAGAAGAUAGAUCUGUAUAGUUUCACAGUUAAGAUGUUCCCCAAAAUUGGAUGUCAGAUGAUUUCAAUUUUUUUUUUAAACAUCCUGCUUUCACAUUGAAGGGCAGUGUCUACGAUAUUGUUUAUUUUAACAGACAAAAAGAAGCAGCAGCAAUAUCUUGUUCUCUAAUUCAUAGACAAGCUUAGUGUAUUUGUGGUCCUUUGAGUUUUAAAGACUAUCUGUGGGAUGUUGAUCCCUGACAUUGCCUUCACUCUACCUGUAGUCCUUUGAGCACUCUCAGGAGCUGGACCGUUGUUAUCUGUUGUGAGAAAAGACUAAGCUUAUUUGGGUUUUUAAAGCAGUUUUUCUCUCUUUUUGCUGAUUGGUGGGGCAGUUUGUGUAGGUAGUAUUAGACUUUGGUCAAAGUAUUUCAGUUAAACUGCUAUUUUGAUGAUGAGUGGGUUGCUUGUUAGCAGUUUUUUUUCCCCCCUCCUUCCUUCCUGCUGUUAAUCUUGUUUCUAGAGGCAUUAACUUGUAGAGUGCAGGCUGGUGAAAUGAACUGUAAUAUCCCAGCCAGAGAUACUGCCUUUAACUGACCUAAAGAAGAUUGUUAUAAUUGAUUUUUCUUCUCUUGUUUUUCAGUAAGCCCAACAAUAGUGUAACCUUAUAAAUGGAGUUAUAAGCCAAUACCCCUAAAUAAACCUGAAGCAAGUGUUUUUUCUUGGACAUAAAAAAUUACAUAAGCUUAGACGGACUCGUAAUACAUUAAGUGUAUUUAAUAUCAACUAAUACAGAUUGUUAAAAGUGUGGCCAUUGAGCGUUUGAUAAUAUAUGAAAGAAUUUCUAGACAGUAUUUUUGAAAGUAACAUUGUUUGCUAUUGCUUAUCUGUUGGAGAACAUCUCAGAUUUGUUUACACUCUGUGCCUACAAUGUUGAUUUUAAAGAUUUGGAAUAAGAGGAAUCAUUAAGCAAAUUCCUUCUAUUCUUGGAACAGUAGAAGAAUAAAGUGUUAUACACAUAUCA